Messenger RNA from Punica granatum (pomegranate), 1436 nucleotides. The record is from RefSeq and is a predicted model, not a curated record. Lineage: Eukaryota; Viridiplantae; Streptophyta; Magnoliopsida; Myrtales; Lythraceae.
CCUCAUAGAAGCACGGGGACAAGGCAACAGCCAGCCAUCGGACGACCAACUGCUCUGUUUCUCUCGCCCUCUCCCUCUCUCCCUCCUCUCUCUCGCUCUCUCUCCUCCUUCCGUUGUUGAAAGUCUUCCAUUUCCUUUUCGGUUCAAGAGGACAAGAAAGGGAAGGAGCCGUCAAUGGCGGAUCUCAAGUCGAAAUUCCUGAAGGCGUACUCGGUUCUGAAGGCGGAGCUGCUUCAGGACCCGGCCUUCGAGUUCACUGACAAUGACCGGCAAUGGGUCGACCGGAUGUUGGACUACAAUGUUCCUGGUGGUAAGUUGAAUCGUGGGCUCUCCGUUCUUGACAGCUACAAGUUGUUGAUAGAAGGAAGGGAAUUGACUGAUGACGAAAUAUUUCUUGCCAGUGCCCUCGGCUGGUGCAUUGAGUGGCUUCAAGCGUUUUUUCUCGUCCUUGAUGACAUUAUGGAUGGGUCCCAUACACGCCGUGGUCAACCUUGCUGGUUCAGACUUCCCAAGGUUGGUAUGAUUGCAGCAAAUGAUGGUGUUCUACUUCGCAAUCAUAUUCCCAGGAUCCUUAAGAAGCAUUUCCGAGGAAAGCCUUACUAUGUAGAUCUGUUGGACUUAUUCAAUGAGAUUGAGUUUCAGACUGCAUCAGGCCAAAUGAUUGACCUGAUCACUACUAUCGAGGGAGAGAAAGAUUUAUCAAAGUACACUUUAUCACUUCAUCGUCGCAUUGUUCAAUACAAGACAGCAUAUUACUCAUUCUACCUUCCGGUCGCUUGUGCAUUGUUAAUGUCGGGUGAGAACUUGGACAACCAUGUUGAAGUAAAGAACAUCCUGGUUGAGAUGGGUACUUACUUCCAAGUUCAGGAUGAUUAUUUGGAUUGCUUCGGUGAUCCCGAGACUAUUGGCAAGAUUGGGACUGAUAUAGAAGAUUUCAAGUGCUCAUGGAUGGUUGUCAAAGCUUUGGAACUCUGCAACGAGGACCAGAAGAAAAUUCUACAUGAGAACUAUGGGAAUCCCGACCCAUCAAAUGUUGCAAAAGUGAAGGCCCUCUACAAUGAGCUCAAUCUUCAGGGUGUUUUUGCGGAGUACGAGAGCAAAAGCUACGAAAAGCUGAUAACCGCAAUUGAAGCUCACCCUAGCAAGUCGGUGCAGGCUGUGCUCAAGUCCUUCCUGGGAAAAAUCUACAAGAGGCAGAAGUAGAUUUCUGAGCAGUUUGUUCCUUCCUCUUCUUCCAACUGAGAGAGAGAGGGAGAGAUGUAUAAUUAAUAUUGUCCUUCCUAUUUAUGCAACCCUUCUAUUGCCUCCAUUGCUGUUGUUGUCCUGCUUUAGAAAAACAUCAUUCCUGAUCAUGGAGUUCUCUCCGGAACACAUAACAAUUUAUUGUUUUUUGUCUACAACUAUUUCAUUAUUAAUCUCAACCGCAGCUUUCAAAA